AUGAAAGGCCUUCUUUAUUAUGGUAACCGCGAUAUGCGUUACUCCAACAAUGUUCCGGAGCCAGAGCUCAUUGAUGCUCGUGACGUCAAGAUUGAGGUGGAAUGGUGCGGGAUUUGCGGAUCAGACCUCCACGAAUACUUAGACGGACCUAUUUUCUUUCCCCAUGAUCCUAAUGGCAAGAACCACGUCUCUGACUUUGGCUACCACUUGUGUUUGGGUCACGAGUAUUCCGGUACGGUGACUGAAAUUGGCUCCAAAGUUUCCACUCUCAAAGUGGGUGAUACUGUGGUGGUAGAAACUACCGGUGGGUGUAACGAUCGUUACAGAUAUCCAAAUGCACCAAACUUUGGUACCAAGAAGUGCACGGCAUGCCGUAACGGAAAGACCAACGCUUGCAAGUACCUCACGUUUCAGGGUUUGGGCUUGAGUAGUGGUGCUUUGGCGGAACGGGUGGUUGUUGGUGAGCAUCAUGUUGUUAAGAUCGAUAAUUCGAAAAUUCCGUUUGAUAUUGGAGCCUUGAUUGAGCCAUUGGCAGUAGCCUGGCAUGCGGUAAGCCACUCAGGAUUCAAAAAGGGGUCCAAUGCGCUUGUGCUUGGAGCGGGGCCAAUUGGGCUUGCGGUUGUCUUGGCGUUGCAGGGCCACGGUGCUGGUACCAUUGUGUGCUCUGAACCAGCUGAUAUUAGACGUGAUCAGGCUGGGACUUUAGGGGCUCAGACCUUUAAUCCUAUGGAUUCUAAAGAUUCCAUCGAAGAUUUAAGAGCCAUGGCACCGGGUGGUGAAGGGUUUGAGCAUACCUUUGAUGCCUCAGGGGUUCCCUCUACCUUUACAUCAUCAAUUCAAUGCCUUGGUCCUCACGGCGUUGCCGUCAACAUUGCUAUUUGGGGUCAUAAGCCUGUAGAUAUCUAUCCAAUGGAUAUCACUCUUCAAGAGAAGAAUGUCACCGGUGUUAUGUGCUACACCAGAAAGGAUUUUGAAGAAACCAUUUCAGCGAUUGAAAAUGGGUUAAUUGACAUUGAGAAAAUAAGAAAAAUGAUUACAGGAAAGGUUAGAUUGGAGGACUCUGUUGAAAAGGGGAUUCUUGAGUUGGUCAACAACAAGGAAAAAAAUGUCAAAAUCUUGGUAAGCCCAAAGAUGGGAAAUGUCUAG
Molecule: messenger RNA, 1146 nt
Organism: Babjeviella inositovora NRRL Y-12698
Lineage: Eukaryota; Fungi; Ascomycota; Pichiomycetes; Serinales
Gene: IFE1
Product: putative dehydrogenase
Exons: 1
Coding region: 1-1146 (381 amino acids)
Biological process (GO): butanediol biosynthetic process
Cellular component (GO): cytoplasm
Molecular function (GO): zinc ion binding; (R,R)-butanediol dehydrogenase activity
Source: RefSeq, a predicted model, not a curated record